AAUUACUACGCUUUCAAAUCAAAACAAACACUUCAACUCAAAUCAAAGAAAAAAUUGAAUCAAAAAUACGAUUCUAUUUUAAUUAUAUCACAAGUUAUAGAAUAAUGUUUCCAUAUAAAUAAUGGCAGCUAAUAAUAAGCUUUUUCCAUUAUGUAUAACAUAUAAAAGGUUUUUCACUUUUCAUUCAUAAACCAUUUACUCACGUUUUCUUAUCAGGAUUACUCCGCGAAAAUGAGGCAGCCAUUUUGAUGGCAGACAUUUGUAAUGUAAAUAAUACGGAUUAUUCAAAGCAUCAUUGGAUAAUUUGAAAAUAUGGUUGUGGAACUACCAUCCCUAAGAAUAAAAUGACAAGGUAGCAGAAACACAAUGUUUGAGGGGAAGAAUAUUCACUUCUCACCGGCAGAUAACAAGCCCUUGUGCUCCUACAGUGCUAAGAUCUGCAAGCAAAGGCGUCUCAAUGGUUACGCUUUCUGUGUGAGGCAUAUACUGGAGGAUGAAACAGCACCAUUCAAGAGAUGUGCACAUGUGGCAAAGUAUAAGAAACAAAAGUGUUCUGCUCCUAUACCACAAAAUGAAGAACGACAGUACUGUAGCAGUCACUUACAGGUGCUGGGUAUACUGCCAAAGAAAGAACGCAAGGACAAAGAUAAAAUGAAGUCUGAUUCUGCCAAUGGAAAGCAGGAUAACCACAUUAGUCAUAGAAAUGCAAUAAAGGAUACAAGACCUUUUGAAAAUCAUAAAACCUUAAACCAGGAAAAGAUGAAGUCAAAACUGAUUAAGCAAAUACACGAAAAUGGACAUGAUUCUUUUGGAUGUCCAGAAACAAGGUGUGACCCAAUAAGAGGAUUUAUACCAAUGGAAAGUGUUAAAAGAUCAGGAAAUGGGUUGGCAGAGAGGUUGAAAUCCAAGUUUAAUCUUAAUAAGCUAAGGACUGCUAGCAGUUCUUUGGACAAUGAUGACCCAUAUGCAUUUCCAGAGGACCCAGUGUCAGAAGUAUCUAAACCUCCACCUUCUAGUCCUGCUGUGCAACCUCAUUUAGCAUCCCCUGCUGGUGAACAAAUUAUAGUUCAACCUCCGGCUACCCCUCCUCAAACCCCACAAGCACCCCCUACACCAGACAACACUUCAUCCAUGGCUAAACUAUAUCCAGAAUUGGCUGAAAAAUUAGAACGAGUUCGUAACAAAGUAGACACUGGCAAACAAGGUAAAACUACUCAGAAGAGCAGCUCUCGAACAAUGAACAGAUUGCAAAGCAAAAUAGCUCAGAACAAAAUCAAGGAUAAGUUAAAACGAAAUCAAAAUUCUGAUCAAACAACACCUGAACAUCAUUCACCAUACUCUCCAGCAUAUAGCCAGAUGUCACCCUAUUCUCAUAAUCAGUUCUCUCUUGAUAAAUCAUUUGGAGACAGCGGCAAUAGUGUGCAUCAUCAGCUGUCAUUAUCUACUACUUCAUCUCCAGGGCCACACAUUACACCACCUAGUUCAACAUGUGCUUCUAAGGUGGCGCCUUUGCCCUCAAGUUCAUCCUCCAAUUUGACAAGCAAAGUUGGAUCAGAUGGUUCACCUUCACAACCCAACCCAAGGCUACACGGUUCAUCAACAUCCACUCCCCACCCCAAGGCUGGUUCCUCUAAGGGUCACCCACAGGAUGGAAUCCCACCCCCACCCCCUUAUCACCCACCUCCUUAUUUUCAAGCAGCUAGGUUGCCGUUUCACUGUACAAGACCACAGCCCCCAAGGAAUGUUCUAUCAGGGCCUGAGGCUAGCAAGAGACUGAAAAGAGCAUCAUCCGUCAAAGUGUAUGCUUAUUAUGCUAGUCAGAGAAUGAUGGAUUCUGACAUACUACCCUUUGACCUUGAUGAAGCUGAUUCAGACAGCAGUUUAGAUGAUGAGGUACCAACACAGAAAUACUGGUUCUCUUCACUUACUGAGGAUUCUGAUUCAGAUCAUGAAAAGGAAGAAGAUGGGGAAGAUAGCUUGCCAUUACGGGUGCAAAAGAUAGGUAUAGUCAGGUCAAGGCUCAGGAGAAAUUUUAUGCAAAUGCGAAAAGCUCAAAGGGCUAAUCUUACAUUUGGAAUGUACAAGAAAAAGGCCUUACUUGCUUUGAUUCAAGCUGCAAAAGAAAGUCCAAAAAUGGCCAGCAGGGCUUUGGCUGAAAUAUCAGGCCGGACAAAGAAGCCAGUUGAUAGACAUAAGCUUCAUAGAAUGAUGAAGAGGAAAUGCUGUUAUAAAGGGGACAAUGAUGUGCAAUGUACCAAUAUAGUUUUACCCAUGACGAAUCACUGUAUUCAACAUAUCAUGUACAAUGUGGACCAGCAGUUAUUUGACUAUUGUACAGCUAAGUUUUCGGACAAUACUCAAUGCUGUGUGCCUGUAUUUGAUUAUAAACAUGAACUGCCGCUAUGUCCUGAGCAUGCUGCAAAAGCUGACAACUAUAACAAAAAUGUUGAACCGAAAGCUAAAAAGCCACGAAAGAAAACCAAACCUUCAGCUCUCACUCGGCCUCCAAAGAAGGGAAAGAAGAAGAAAAAUGCCAAGAAAAAUAUCCGCCCUCAGAAACCAAUGCCUCCUCUUGAACCUACUGGUGAUACAGAAAUGCCAUCAGUGAUGAAGUUUGAAAUACUUGAAGAGGCAGAUGUGGCUGAUCGCUUAGAUGGUUCACAGGGAAUGGGAACUGAUGUGGACAGCAAUGAUGAGGACUUCACUCAAAUAACCAACAAUUUAGAGAAAGAUCUCAGUGGAAGUGGGUUAGCUCUGUCACCAGGCACUAUUGACAAAACAUUAGAUGAUAUGCCAUUGGACCAAGACUUCAAUGAUGUGCUCAAUAAAUUGCCAGAUGACGCUUUUAACAUAUUUACGGGUAAAAAUGGAGACUUCGUGCCAACAAAAGAGGAAACAGAGGAGCUGGAACUGGCUCUAGCAGCUGCCUCUAAGGACCUUAACUAUGCUAAAGAAUCUCUUGAAAAACUCUCCUCGGGACAAACCCUCAUAGAUGAUAACUCUAGUGAGGAUGGAGAACUCCCUAAACACAUAGCAGAUGAUAUACUCAACAGUCAGACACUCAGUGAGAACUCGCUACUUAAUACCAUUCCUAAUACUAGUGUCAGUGAUCAGGACAAUCUUAGUGCUAUAGAGAGUUCACUCUCAAUGCAGGAUUUAAAUUCAAUCACUCAGGUGCUUAAUUCAGAUCUUAUGACACUAUCUGGUGGUGUAAGUAAUGGCGUCCCGGUGACUGGCCAGUUUGCACAGCAUCAACCAGUUCAGUUACAACAGAGGCCUAACCAUUUACCGCAGUUGUAUACAGCAACAACACAAUCUAACUCUACUGCCUCCUCUCAGUAUUUAAGCCAAACUUUGGCUAGUCAACAGUUUAACAUGACACAGGCCCCAUCACCAGGGACUUAUUCUGCCAAUAGCCCACAUAUGUUGCCAGUACCCCCUGGUUAUAAUAACAGUAUAUCACCGCAUCAUCAGUACAGUGAACAGACAUUGCCCCAGGGACAGACAUUGCCCCAAGGGCAGCAGAUGCAAUUACCCCAUGUACCAUCUCCACAUGCUCAUCUCCAACACAUUGUUCAGCAAUCACCGCAUCAUGCAGCACACUCACCACAUCAUAUGGGGCAAUCGCCACAUAAUAUGCCACCAUCGCCACAUCAUAUGGCUCAGUCGCCCCAUAAUAUGGCACAAUCGCCGCAUCAAAUAGUGCAGUCACCACAUCGCAUGCCACAAUCACCACAUCAAUCUCCGCAGCUACAGCCAACGAUGUCCUCCCCUAUGCCAGGUUUAAGACCAGCGUGGCCAAACACAGGGGACAUGUCCCAGGCACAAGCGGUUCCCCAGGUAGUCUACCAUAAUGGUUUCCCACCUGGAUCACACAACCAGUCACAAACUGUCACGGGUAUAUCAGCAAAGUUCCCAUAUCUUGCACAGCAAUUUGGCCAUAUAGCCUCGAGUAAGCAAGGAGAUUUGCCAUACAGUGGGAGUUCAACACAGCCCACUACCCCUACAAUACAGUAUCAGGCUCUUCCUCAGUUCACCCUGGCUGGGGGAUUACAUGUGCAACCACAGCAGUCACAACCCAGGACUUAGCAGUGUCAAUAAUACCAUCAAAUAUCAACAAAGCAGUGCAAGUUAAGAUAAAAUAAGUCAAGACUUCAAAUUGAGUUAUUUUAGUGGUUUUUCUUGGUGUUUUCACCAAAUUCUGAAUAUUGGUGGCAAUUCGAUUUGGCAGAUUUUUGAGGAAAAUUCAAAAUACCAUGAGGUAACAUUUUAAACUUGG
Messenger RNA from Owenia fusiformis, 4279 nucleotides. The record is from the annotation of a GenBank genome assembly. Lineage: Eukaryota; Metazoa; Annelida; Polychaeta; Sabellida; Oweniidae.